Messenger RNA from Xyrauchen texanus (razorback sucker), 2092 nucleotides. RefSeq names its product tetratricopeptide repeat protein 39A. Lineage: Eukaryota; Metazoa; Chordata; Actinopteri; Cypriniformes; Catostomidae. The transcript is spliced from 19 exons. Bases 361 to 2061 code for a protein of 566 amino acids. Gene Ontology annotation, molecular function: protein binding. The record is from RefSeq and is a predicted model, not a curated record.
AUUUAUUAUUUUAUAUCAUGUAUUUAUUAUUUUACAUUUUAAUUGAUUGUCACUUGACUGGUCUCUAGGGACUUUUAUUCUUUAAUGCCUCACCCCACCACUAGAUGGUGCUACUAACUUCUGUCCCGGUGCAGUGGAGCCGUGGCAUUGAACCUGCUCUGAGCUGUAAGGAGGAGUCAAGAACUGUGUCUUCUCACAUCACACACCUACUUGUGGCAAACGAGCACUGGACUGAACCGAAUACUGAUCUAUAUUCACUGUCAGGGCAAACAUUGAAGUAUUCAUAUAUUCCUAAUCAAUGCAGCAUCUUCAUGCACAGAAAGGCCCAGAAGAGGACAAACUUUGAAGACAAUAUAAACCAUGUCCAAUGGGAAAGAUGCAGCUGUUACAGAAAACUCCAGACAGAUGUCCCUACAGGGCUGUAUUGAAGAAUGCAUGGAGGCCUUGGAUCUGUUCCUCAACAACAAUUUUAAUGAGAGUUUGGACAAACUACGACCACGGUCUAAGGAGAGCAUGUACCAUGCUCUGAUCUAUGCCACAGUAUUAGAGAUGCAAGCCAUGAUGACCUUCCAACACGAUGACAUUGUGCAUGCUGGGAACACAAUGAAGAGCGCUCAAGAGGUGUGCCAGAGGUUUCGUAAGAAGUCUGGUGGUCUCGGGAGCCGAGGAGCAAACGAUGAUCUCUCGGAAGAGCAGCUCCAUGCUGAAGUGUGUUAUGCCGAGUGUUCACUACACAGGGCUGCUCUUUCAUUCUUACAGGAUGAGAACAUGGUGAGUUUCAUCAAAGGAGGAAUCAAAGUUCGGAACAGUUUCCUCAUAUACAAGGAGCUGCACGCCUUCAUCCAGUCAGAUACCUCUUUCAAAGGACCAAACCACAAGCAUUUACAGGGGGGAGUUUCUUUUGGAAUUGGAGCUUUCAACUUGACUCUUUCACUGUUUCCUGCCCGGAUACUCAAGCUGCUGGAGUUUGCAGGCUUUUGUGGAGAUAAGGAGUUUGGCAUCUCUCAGCUGUACGCCGGUGCUACCUCUCACACCCUGCGCUCUAUGCUGUGUGCUCUUCUCCUGCUCUGCUUCUACACGUUCCUCUCCUUUAUUUUGGGUACAGGAGAGGGGGAUGUAGAAGAUGCAGAGAAGCUUCUGAAGCCGUUCCAACUGCGAUACCCACGUGGAGCGAUUUUCCUCUUCUUUGCAGGUCGAGCAGAAGAGAUCAAGGGCAACAUUGAUGAGGCGGUGGCGCUGUUUGAGGAUGGCUGUAAGGCACAGCAUGCAUGGAAACAGUUCCAUCACAUGUGCUACUGGGAGCUGAUGUGGUGUUUCACCUAUAAGAGGCACUGGAAGAUGGCGUACUUCUACGCAGACCUGCUUAGUAAGGAGAGCCGCUGGUCGAAGGCCAUGUACGUGUAUAUGAAGGCUUCUUAUCUCAGCAUGCUUCCAGAGACAGAAGCUCGACCGUUCGGCGAUAAUGAGGUGGAUCUCUUUAGACAGGUCCCUACAUACAAACAGAAGAUAGCAGGCAAAUGUCCGCCCACAGAGAAGUUUGCCAUCCGUAAAGCUCGACGUUACAAAUCCAGUCAUCCAGUCAAACUUCCUGUUCCUGUGCUUGAGAUGAUGUACAUGUGGAACGGCUUCUCCAUGAUUUGCAAACAGCCUGAGCUCACAGGGGGUUUAAUGGAGACACUGUUAGAGGCAGAGCGCACCCUACAGGCUUCUCCAGAUAAUGAGUACACAUUGGAUGACACGUGUGUAAUCCGGCUUCUGAAAGGGCUGUGUUUGAAGAACCAAGGCCAGAUGCAGGCUGCUGAGGACUGUUUCAACCAGGUUUACACCAGUGAAAAGAAGCUGAAAUUUGAUCAUUACCUGGUUCCUAAUGCUCUGUUGGAGUUGAGUCUCCUGUAUAUAGACACGGGAAGGAAAGAGCAAGCUAUCAAACUACUCCAGAAAGCAAAGAAUAACUACAAAGAGUACUCGAUGGAGUCUCGUACGCAGUUCAGGGUCCAUGCAGCCCUGACUAAACUGAAAGCUGACACAAGUGACCAGGAUGAAAAUACAACACCAUUUUGAAGAAAGACUCUGAGGAUCAUGUGGUCACUUU